CGAAGCACCACAGAUGAACAACAGACUCUCCACAUCUAACCACCUGGCGUGGGUUCAACCUCUUUAAACUCCGUGUACCUCGGCCGCUCAGUGAGAUCACCUAACGUGUACCAAGCAGACCCUGUGGGGAGCACACAUCAGUCUCCGGGUCAGAUCUGGAGACUGCCUUCCUGGGAAGCAGACACGGGGAGUGGUUCUGGGAGGAAGGAGGAGUCUGACCGGAGCCACGGGCCCAGGGCGGCUCUGUCGCCGAAAGCUUCGGAUGCUGCUUCCCUCUGGUGGUGAUCGCUUGCCCUGCAGCUCAGACCACGUGAUUUCUAGGAACUGCACCUCCCUGGAGGAGAACUGAAACUUAGGGUGGGGACUGUAGAAAGGGGAGGAGAGAUCAGAAACAGCCUAGAACAAGCAGAGCCUGGUACAUCCUCGGUCGCUCAGGUGUGAUAACUUGGAAUUUUAGAAAGAAAUUUUAAGAAUUAGUUUCUACCUCGGAGAAUGCUGCUAGAGAGAAAAGAACAUGGAAGGGUCUUCAGGGAAGGGCCUUUGCAUGAAGUUGGCCCUGGUGGUCAGAGGAUGGCCACAGGCAAAGCACGCUGUACCCGAAAGCUCCGGAACUGGAUAGUGGAACAGGUGGAAAGUGGGCAGUUCCCAGGGGUGUGCUGGGACGACGCAGCCAAGACCAUGUUCCGGAUUCCCUGGAAGCACGCAGGCAAGCAAGACUUCCGAGAAGACCAGGAUGCUGCCAUAUUCAAGGCCUGGGCACUGUUUAAGGAAAAGCACAAAGACGGGGACAUAGGAAACCCUGCUGUCUGGAAGACUCGCCUACGCUGUGCCCUCAACAAGAGUUCCGAAUUUGAGGAGGUUCCCGAGAGAGGCCGGAUGGAUGUUGCAGAACCCUACAAAGUAUAUCGAAUACUGCCAGCAGGAACCCUCCCCACCCAACCAAGAAACCAGAAAUCGCCAUUCAAGCGAAGUAUCAGUUCUGUGUCACCUGAGAGGGGAGAGUGUAAGGAAAAUGGGAUUGUAAGCCACUCAGACAGCGGCAGCAAUGUCUGUGGUGGUGGCAGCAACGGUGGCGGCAGCAGUGACAGCUGUGGCAGCACCAGCAGCUCUGAGCUAGAGGAAGGAGCUGGCACAACUGAAGCCACCGUUCAAGAGGACCCAGUGUUCAUGGAGAAUCCGCUUCCUCCGAACUCAGACUACUCGCUGCUGCUCACCUUCAUCUAUGGCGGGCGCGUGGUGCAUGAGAUCCAGGUGCACAGCCUAGACUGUCGGCUUGUGGCUGAGCCCUCAGACCCGGAGAGCAGCAUGGUGCAGCAGGUGGUGUUUCCCAGACCUGACCCACUGGAGCCCACCCAGAGCCUGCUGAAUCAGCUCGAGAGAGGCAUCCUGGUGGCCAGCAAUUCCAGAGGCCUCUUUGUUCAGCGCCUCUGCCCCAUCCCCAUCUCCUGGAACGCACCCGAGGCCCCACCUGGGCCUGGGCCUCAUCUGCUGCCCAGCAAUAAGUGUGUGGAGCUCUUCAGUACCACAUACUUCUGUAGAGAUUUGGCCCAGUACUUCCAGGGCCAGGGACCUCUACCCAAGUACCAAGCAACACUGCAUUUCUGGGACAGGAGUCCUAGCUCUAGCCAUACCCAAGAGAAUCUUAUCACGGUGCGGAUGGAGCAGGCCUUUGCCCGAAAUUUACUAGAGAAGAUUCCAGAAGAGGAGAAAGCUGCCUUGUUCCUGGUACAGCACACAGAGCACCAACCUGCCACUCUCGCACUCUGAUCCUCGGGUCCCCGUUGAAAUAGACUUGUUCUCCACACCGUUGGUCUGCCUGCUUUCGUGAUGAUUCUUAUCACUGUGGGCUUUCCAAUGUGGCCAAGAGAAAGUGCAAGGAUAACUUUUAUCUUCAAAAACUAUUCUGAGAGCCAGACUCGUUGGUGGAUAUUCAUAAUCUCAGCACUGGAUUAUGAGUUCAAGGACAACCUGGGGGAGACUUCUAUUUCCUUUUUCUAAAGCUAUAUCUUCUUUCAUUUCUAAGAAACUGGAAAGUUCCAAAGGGUGUGAUCUCAGAGGAAAUUUUGCUAUCCUCCCAAUCCCUAACUCUAAACCUAAGCUGUAUGUAUGUGUGUAUGUAUAUAUAUAAAUAUAUAUUUCCCCCCUCAGUUCUCACUAGAAUAAAAUAAAAUUUAGCUGGGUGAGGUAGUACACACUCGGCACAUAGGAGUGUAUGUGCAGAGGCAGGAAGAUUGUGAGUUCAAAUUCAAGGCCAGCCUUGGUGAUACUGUCUGUCUCCAAACAGUAAAUAAAAGCUUACUAAGAGAGAGAGAUCAGGAUCUGAUUCGUUAGGAGAGGGUGGCAGGGGUUAAGAUGGAGACCAAGGUACCCAGUAUCUGGGUUCUCUGUCACAUGGUGUUUCUGGGCCUAGCCAGAGUGCCAUAGUCUCUAACCCAUGGUGAUUUCUCCUGCCCUAGCCUCCUGAGUGUUGGGGUUCUGGGUGUACACCACUAUGCCUGGCCGUACCCCCAUGUCUCCCUCCCUUUACUCUUUUUUCCAGUUGACCUUCCCGCCCCCCUUUUUUUUUCAGACUUGACCUGGUACUUCGAGGGUAAGGGGCCCCCACCCAAGUUACAGGCAACUGAGAUUGGAUUGGGGUCAACCUCUAAGACAGGCACUGUUGCCUACAGGCAGACAGCACUAUAGCCACAAGGCGGUUUGAAUGAGAUUAGCCUCCAUAGGCUCAUAUGUGAAUUCUUGGUCCUCAGUGGACCCACCUGGGAAAGGUCAGGAGGUGUGGCGUUGGAUGAGGUGUGUCAGUCACUAGCCAUGGGCUUUGAGGUUUCCCUGCUAGCACACUCUCUGUGUCUCGUGCUUGUAAAUCAGAUGUAAGCUCUCAACCCCAGUACCAUUCCUGGCUGCCUGCCUGCUGCUGUGUUCACUGCCGUUUUGGUCACGGACUCUAAGCCUUUAGAAAUGUGAGCCCCAAAUUAAACUUUGUCAUUCCUAA
This is a messenger RNA of Rattus norvegicus (Norway rat), 2989 nucleotides long. It is a transcript of the gene Irf9, whose product is annotated as interferon regulatory factor 9. Gene Ontology annotation, biological process: defense response to protozoan; lymphocyte differentiation; DNA-templated transcription. Gene Ontology annotation, molecular function: RNA polymerase II cis-regulatory region sequence-specific DNA binding; DNA binding; transcription cis-regulatory region binding. Gene Ontology annotation, cellular component: cytosol; nucleus; ISGF3 complex. NCBI's taxonomy places the organism in Eukaryota, Metazoa, Chordata, Mammalia, Rodentia, Muridae. The record is from RefSeq and is a predicted model, not a curated record.